UAGAGAUACCGCAAAACUUUAUUAUUUGCGGGGGAGUGCGGAGGAAUGAGAAAACAAGACCAGAGAUUUUUUACUUAGGCUGUUGAAUUGAUAGGGAAUCAUGGAAACUCGCUAAAGAUUGAGCAAAUCAUCGCAGCCUCGCAGCUCAAGGCUAUAAAUAUUCAGCUGGGUCUCAUAGAACACAACUGAAAGACAUCACCUAGAAUCAUAUUAUCUAUUCUCCAAGUCAACUCACCAUGAGUAAACCAUCUGUUCUCAUCAUCGGCGGAGGCGUCUUCGGAACCUCAACCGCAUACCAUCUCAUCCAGCGCGGCUACACCAACGUCACAGUCGUCGAUCGUUUCGAGGCCCCAUCUCGCGACUCGGCCGGCACAGACCUGAACAAGGUUAUCCGUGCAGACUAUCCAAACCCGUACUACGCCCAGCUCGGUCUGGAAACCCUUGGCGUGUGGAAAGAUCCAGACUCUCUCUUCAAGGGCCUUUAUCGCGAGUCGGGAUGGAUCAUGGGCGGGCAUGAGGAGACGAAUCAGUGGUUGGAGAACGCUAAGGAUUUGGCCGAGAAGAAGGGGAGACAGGGAGUGGAGUACUUGAAUGUUGAGAGGAUUAGAGAGAAGUGGCCUGCUUUGACUGGAGAGUUUCCGGGCUGGACUAAUCUGCACAGUCCUCAGGCUGGUUGGGUCCCGUCAGGCCAAGCCCUCCUCCGCAUGGCCAAAGCUGCAGAGAAGAAUGGCGUAAAGCACAUCACCGGCCAUGCUGGUCAGAUCAAGGAACUCGUAUACGAGGAUGGAACCUGCAAGGGUGCCAUUGCCGCUAACGGGGAGAUUCAUCUCGCCGAUAAGGUCAUUGUUGCAGCUGGAGCAGGUCUCCCUGCUCUUGUCGAGGGAGCUAGAACUGAUGUCAGAGCGGAGACUUCGGUUAUCUGUGUGAUGAAGCUGGAGCCACACGAGAUUGAAAAGUACAAGGACAUUCCGAUCAUUGAUGACUUUGAGCAGGGCAUCAUCUUUCCUCCUGAUGAGAAUGGCCUCAUCAAGCUAUGCAGUGUACGACUCGUGACCAACUACUUCAACCAUGUGCACUCUGGCGCUUCAGUCUUGCACUCAGUGGGUGACUACCCUUUCGAUGGAUGUCCAAAGGAACUCGAAGAUGAGAUUCGAAAGUUUGUUCGAGAAAUGAUCCCUGAACUCGCAGAUCGACCCUUUGUCCACACCCGUCAAUGCUGGGACGGCAUGGCCUCAGACUUGAACUUCCGCAUCUGCCCCUAUCCCGACACGAAGAACCUCUACAUCGCUACAGCCGGGUCAAACCACGGUUUCAAGUUUCUCCCAAUCAUUGGAAAGUACGUAGUCGACCUUUUAGAGGACUCCCUCGAUGAAGGCCUCAAGAAUCUCUGGAGCUGGAAAUUCGGAAAGAAGCCCGAUGAUUUCCAAGAUCCUCAUCCAUUUCCCCGCAGAGACUUGAACGAGUUGACGGGUUGGAAGGGGAGAAAUGCUCCAGCGGAUGGAAAGUUGCCUUGGACGUGGAGCCGUAGUCGUCUCUAGGGGUGUAGAUGUAGUAGGUAGUUUAGUUUACUCACAUCUCACGGCUUAAAUCUUCAUCAAUAGAUCCGCCAAUGUAGGCCUAGACAGGGAAUAGAAAUCAUCACAUGACAAUGCACUA
This is a messenger RNA of Fusarium redolens, 1656 nucleotides long. Its product is annotated as FAD dependent oxidoreductase. The coding region runs from base 237 to 1538 and encodes 433 amino acids. NCBI's taxonomy places the organism in Eukaryota, Fungi, Ascomycota, Sordariomycetes, Hypocreales, Nectriaceae. The record is from RefSeq and is a predicted model, not a curated record. Gene Ontology annotation, molecular function: flavin adenine dinucleotide binding; sarcosine oxidase activity; saccharopine oxidase activity. The transcript is spliced from 4 exons.